AUGUAUUUGCCCGUGCACGACAUUCCAGAUUUAGUCCAGAAGAGAAACAAAAUUUUCCUUUCUUUUUUUUUUUUUUUGCUAUUUUUCGGUUAUUUUCUGUUCAAAUUGCACUGCCAAAACGGUUUGCUAGACACCUCACACACACACUCUCUUCCUCCAUACAAGAGCUCAAACUAUCUGGACAGCGCCUAUUUCCCGCGUUUCGGCGUAGCAUUACCUAAUUCGAAAACCACUUUUCUUUUCUCUUCUUAUUUUCUCCCUCUCUUCUCUCCUGUCCAGCUCUCUCCUCUACUCUUCCCCAUCUCAGUACGCUAUACAACCACACUGGACUGCACCAAAAGAACACUGAAAAAAAAAAAAAAAAAAAAAAAAAAAGAUAAACGCGAUUGCCUCACAAAAAAAAAAAUAAGAAAAACUUAA
Molecule: messenger RNA, 420 nt
Organism: Dujonia railenensis
Lineage: Eukaryota; Fungi; Ascomycota; Pichiomycetes; Serinales; Debaryomycetaceae
Source: the annotation of a GenBank genome assembly